GGAACACCUGUUCAAGGCAGCCAGCAACCCAGCAUUGGACUUGCAGAUCUUUCUGCUGAUGAAGGCGAGCGCCUGAAGCCUCAGACACUCUCCUGGUCUUCCUCAAGUCUUUGGAUAAUAAAAAGAAGCAGAAUCGCCGGCGGCGACUGAUGGCUCCGUUAGGUGAAGUUGGGAACUAUCUUGGUGUCCAGGAUGCAAUACCUUUUGGGAAUGUGCCCGUUUUGCCGGUGGAUAACCCGGUUCUCCUGAGUGAUCAUCUCGGCCAGUCCGAGGGGGGUUUGAGCAGGGGCUCAGUCACGGACCUGGCUCACUUAAAGGGGAUCCUCAGGCGGAGACAGCUGUACUGCAGGACUGGCUUUCACUUAGAGAUUUUUCCUAAUGGAACUAUCCAGGGAACCAGACAGGAUCACAGCCGAUUUGGUAUACUGGAGUUCAUUAGUGUAGCAGUGGGCCUGGUCAGCAUUCGUGGUGUAGACAGUGGACUCUACCUCGGAAUGAAUGAGAAGGGGGAGCUGUAUGGGUCGGAGAAAUUGACUGCAGAAUGUGUUUUCCGGGAGCAGUUUGAGGAAAACUGGUAUAAUACCUACUCAUCGAAUGUAUAUAAGCAUGCGGACACUGGAAGACGGUACUUUGUCGCAUUAAACAAAGAUGGAACCCCAAGGGAAGGGACUAGGACUAAAAGGCAUCAAAAGUUCACACAUUUUUUACCUAGACCGGUGGACCCUGACAAAGUACCUGAAUUAUACAAGGAUGUAUUAAACCAAAGUUGAUGAAGACAAUCCUUAAGCUUGGACCACUGAAAAGCAACCACUAUAAUGGGUUCAUGUGGUGGGUUCUAAACGAUUAGCUGUGUCAUCACAUCAGCUCUACUGUUGCCAAACUUUGUCGCAUGCAUUGUGUAUGGAGGCUUGGAUGGGACACGCUGAUUUUGUUCUGCACUUACAGUUUGUCCUCCCAGAGGUGAGCCUGUGCCCACUUGCUUGGUUGAAAAAAAAAUAAAUGUGUAAUAGGGAGGAAUAUAGUGAAAUGCCGAGGAGAAAGCUGGCCUGAUGCAUGCUCCAAGAUGGGACACGCUUUAAAUUUUUUUGAUCAGUUCUAUUUUGUUGUGUAUCAGCAUAGCUGCCAUACUUUGAUUCAUCAGGAUACUGACUGGUGACAUGCUCAAGCCCACGCUGCAUUAAUAAUGGCAUGGAGGACUUUAAAAAUGAUUUAAAAAAAAGAAAAAAAGACAAUUCAUCUACAGAUCAAUGGUACUAUCCCAUAGGGCUUUAAGCAAAGACAUCUUAGUGAAAAAAAAAACAGAAAAGUUAAAUUUAUUUAUAGAAAUUCCAAAGGCAACAUUAUAUUUAUUUUAUAUAUUUAUUUAUUAUAUAGAGUUUAUUUUUAAUGAA
Messenger RNA from Carcharodon carcharias (great white shark), 1391 nucleotides. RefSeq names its product fibroblast growth factor 9. The record is from RefSeq and is a predicted model, not a curated record. Gene Ontology annotation, cellular component: cytoplasm. Lineage: Eukaryota; Metazoa; Chordata; Chondrichthyes; Lamniformes; Lamnidae. The transcript is spliced from 4 exons. The coding region runs from base 150 to 770 and encodes 206 amino acids. Gene Ontology annotation, molecular function: fibroblast growth factor receptor binding; growth factor activity. Gene Ontology annotation, biological process: cell differentiation; positive regulation of protein phosphorylation; regulation of cell migration.